UAUUUUUGGAUGGAUUACAUUUGGACUCUAUAAAAGAUUGUCUCAAAUCAACUGAAUCUCGUGGGAUAAUGUUUUUAAUCCAUGUGUAAAGUUGUAAAAAACAACCACAUUUAUGUAUUCACUAUUCAAAUAUCAAUCCUCAAUUAACAAAAUGUUAGAUAAAAGUUUAAAAUCGGAAAAAACGUGCCGAGCAUGUACGAAAACAGAAUCUGAACUUGUUUCGCUUUACGAUAGGCAACAGGACGCAUCAGGAUCAGACGGGCUUCGUUAUUCCGAUAUGAUCAAAGAAUUCACCAUGUAUUUGAUUUUAGAAGGUGACGCACUUCCUCAACACAUCUGCUUGGAAUGCGUUGAUAAAGUUAGGAUUUCUUAUGAAUUUAAGAAGCAGUUCGAGGAGUCUCAAAAGAAACUUCUAUCCAUGGUAGUUGAAACAAUAAAAGAUAUAACAAUAGAGCCAUUGGAAACUAUAUUUUACAAUUGCAAUGACCAACUGAGCUCUGAAAUAAAUGACGACCAUGAGUCUAAAAGCCCGAGGAGAAGGUCAGGCCGUAAUUUCAUUCAAAAAGACAACGACUCAAGUGCACAAAAUGUGCCCAAGGAUGAGGUUUCUACAUCAAACGACAAACGGAAAAGAAACCAAUGUUCAAAAUGCUCUAAAGAGUUCGUUCACUUGGGACAUUUAAAAAACCAUUUAAAUAAGUGCCAUAAGGAUGUUAAAACUCCAGUGAUAGAAACAAUAGAAAAACUAGUCGUAAAAAGUGAAACAACAGAACUUAUUGUUUCCACGAAUGCCGAUAGUGAUGCAGAAGAUGAUCAUUUUGAUCUGAGAAGUGAUAACGAUGAAGAUGCUAUUAACUGCCCUGAGACCGGAUCAAUUAAAUCAUUUAAAGCUGAAACAGAUUCGUCUGAAACCAAAACUAACAUUGAAGAAAUAUCAAAAACUGAAGGAAAUAAUGAGGAAAUUGAAGGGGAACAUUUGAAACCCGAAAAAAUCAAAAAGCCAAGAGAAAACAAACCACCACAUCCUGAGCGAAGAUUUCAAUGUGAAACUUGUAAUAAAUCAUUCAAAAGGAAUUCCCAUCUCAAACAACAUUUACUAUGUCACACAAAAUUAAAGCCCUACGAAUGUACAAUAUGUCAAAGGAAGUUUAGCCGUACGGAUAAUUUAAAAGUACACAUGUCCAACCAUGGUAAGAGACAAUUUGAAUGUGACUGCUGUGAGCGAUCAUUUGGUCAGGCAUAUCUUUUGAAACGCCAUAAGGAGCAGACGCAUAGUGAGGAGAAGCCGUUUUUGUGUUCUGAAUGUGGUCAACGUUUUGUCCGUAAUGGAGAUUUAGCUGUUCACAUGCGCAGGCAUAAAGGUGAAAAACCAUAUAAAUGUCAAUAUUGUAAUAAGGGAUUUACACGCUCCACUGAAGUAUAUGUUCAUGAAAGAUAUCACACAGGAGAGAAGAAGCAUGUUUGUAAUAUUUGCGGUAAGGCUUUCCAGAGACCAUAUAAUCUGGUGGUGCAUGUUAGAACACAUACAGGUGAGCGACCAUAUCAAUGUCCACAUUGUCCCAAAAAUUUCGCGCAGUGUAGUGAUUUAAAAGCCCAUAUUCGACGUCAUACUGGCGAACGAUACAAAUGCGAUAAAUGUUCCAUGGGAUUUAUACACGUAUUCGUAUUGAAUCAACAUAAACGUAAUGUACAUGGGAUUGAUGUACCAGCUCGAAUUAUUCGUAUUGCUAAACUGAACAAGGAAAUUAAUAAGCCCCCGCCACCUAUUCGCUACCGCACUGCUCAAGGUACCAAAUUCGAAUGCCCAACUUAAAUUCUAAAUUACAUUGCAUUGACUUGAUUUUACUUUUAUUCUGCUGAUAUGCAGUUCCCAUGCAUAUCUUCGCCUCAAAUUUCAUCCGUCGCUCGUGUGCCGCGUAUGCACUUUUUUGUGUCUGUUUAAGGGGAUACAUUAGUUUAUGCAACCCAACAACAAAAUAAAAGAAACAAUAAACACAAUUUGUUUUAAGAUACAAUUUAUUUUUGAUUUGUUAUGCUAAUGAUACAUGUUUACUUCGUGAAGGUCGGACGGCAAUUGAAAUGUGAAUUUUGAAAAUUGGAUACUAAAAGAGACUCCACAAUCCUACUGAAUUGAGGAGUCUAUACCAAGAAAAGACUUUAAUGACAAAAUUAAAUGUGAAUAUGAAGCCUUAAUUGCGCUUCCCACAGUAAUUGCUGUUCUUAGAUUCAUAUCUUAGAAUUGAAUCAUAAUGUUUUCUUUCAACCACUUAUAUUGUAGUAAAAAAUAGAACAAAUAGGAAAUGCGAUACAGAAAGUAUGCAUAAUGAUAUGACACUUUGGAAUGCCAAUUUAUCUUUUGUUUAUAAAUGAUACUGAACACAAAAUGUGCUGAGUUGAAUAAGAGAAUAAAACAAAUAAGUGUUUAAGUUAAACAUGAUCUAAACGUAUUGAGUUUAACAAAGAGUAUCAACCAACAACGUAGUAGAAUGUUAAGAGAGAAAAAAAAAAACGUUGUUGUAUUUUAUAAAAAGAAAUGAAACAAUUUUAUUAAAUGAUAAAGGAACUUAAAAGUAGUACAAAGGAAAGUGGAAUUUCAAAAGUGAAUGAAAAAAAAAGUAUUAUAGGCAACCAUGAACUGCGUUGAGUGUUCUUUGUAAUAUUUUAUGCGAUCGGGGGAAAUGGCAGUAAAAUAAGCAAACAAAACUAAACGCUAUGUAGCAAAAUCUCAAACCUCUGGUGUAUAAUUUUUUUGGGACGGUAUCGAGAAGAAACCUUCGCUCAAUGAAAUAACAAACAAGAGUGGCUUUCUUCGCAUCGUGUUCUUUCUUUUAUACGCUCCGAAAGAAGCUUUUCCUUAGUAAAGCUUUUAACAGCUGUUUGAGCUCAAAUGUAAAUUUAUAGUAGCGCAGUUUGUGGUGCCAAAUUAUUUAUUAUUUAAGAUUGUUUAAUUACGGAACCUAAAAAGUUUAUUGAUCGUUUAGAACUCGUAUGUGUUAUAAUUUGUUCUUCGCGAGUGCUACUUUCUCUGAUUAGUUCUUUAUCUUCUAAUGAUGGUUGAUAUGCUACACUUACUAUGUUAUGAAAAGGUUUUAACAUUUUAUCUAAGUCUAUAACAUGGUAUAAAAAGUUUGUUUCAUUAUAUAAAUAUGCGUCGUCUGCUUGAGUGGCAAUAUAUUUUUUAUUUUUUAAAUUUACAAUGUUUGAGGAUUUCACAAAGUUUAGCUUUGUUACCUGAAGGAUGAAUAUUAUUAUAAUGUAAAUAUUUUUUCUUGAUGUCAUCUUUAUGAAUGAUCUUCCCCUGUGUUGUUUGGAGAGUGUCCCCAUUGUCUUUAUUAACAAUAUAUUUUUUAUAUUUUGGCUUAUCUUUAGUACGUCUAUUACUUCUUACGAACACUUGAUCGUUCCUUUUAUAUUCCUUAUUAAUGUAACCGAUUAUAAUUCAGCAAACAAAUCUCUGUUUUUUGUCAAACGUUUAAAAAGAAAACACCAAUUAUUAUACUUUUUCGGAUUAUGCGGAGCACAGUUUAUUUAAUAUGUCUUACUUCGACUGAGGCUUACCAUUGACUGACUCGGUCAACUCAACGAUAAACAGCAACGGCUUUAUUUGAAUUUACUAAUACAUAGUAAUACAUAGAAUAGAAUAAAUAAUACUAAUACAUUGAAUUAAAUACAUUGAAUAGAAUACAUUUCUCCUACCGGCAGCUCUUGGAUAAAUACAUUUUUUCU
Eupeodes corollae is the source of this 3726-nucleotide messenger RNA. Its product is annotated as zinc finger protein ZFP2-like. The record is from RefSeq and is a predicted model, not a curated record. Gene Ontology annotation, biological process: regulation of immune system process; regulation of cytokine production; negative regulation of transcription by RNA polymerase II. NCBI's taxonomy places the organism in Eukaryota, Metazoa, Arthropoda, Insecta, Diptera, Syrphidae. Gene Ontology annotation, cellular component: nucleus. Gene Ontology annotation, molecular function: zinc ion binding. The transcript is spliced from 7 exons. Bases 113 to 1813 code for a protein of 566 amino acids.